AUGAUUCAUAAACAACUAGAUGAAUCAACAGAAAAUCAAAUAGUAACAACAACAACAUCUAUUUCAAAUCAAAUAACAACAACAUCAACCAAUACAACAACUAAUACAACGAUAAAUACUACACCAAUAACAACAUUAAAUAGUAAUCAUAUAGAACCAUUAUCAUUAUCGACGGUUGACUCGAGUGUAAAUACAGUACAAAUGUACAAUCGAACAACAUCAAAGUCAUCUUCUUCACCUCUAACUAUAACUAAAUAUCUGGUGUAUCUGUCUAUUGUAAUUGCGAUUGGUGCCUAUCUUUUCUUUACUGGAUUCCUUUUGAUUCGGUUCGAACUUCCUCUGAAGAGUCAAUGUUCAGUGUCACCACUACCUUCACCGAAUAGAUUCGUCGAUCUGAUUCAUCAGUCAUCGUCGACCAACAGAAAUGUAGAUAAAGGAUGUUGGAUGCCGCCAACCUAUAGAAAAGCGGUAAUAGUCGUUAUCGAUGCACUGCGAUUCGACUUUGUACAGAAACAAUCACCGAAUGCACAGAAUCUAUCGCCGUACUUCCACAACCAUUUGAACAACCUGACCAGUCUGCUAGAAACCAAGAAAUCCAAUAGUAUUCUCUAUAAAUUCAUGGCCGAUUCGCCAACGGUCACAAUGCAGAGAAUCAAAGGUAUCACCACUGGUUCGCUGCCGACGUUCAUCGAUGUCGGUUCCAACUUUGGUGGCGAUGCAAUCGUCGAAGACAAUCUCAUUCAUCAGCUAUCGUUCCACGAUAACCACAAUCAUAAACACGAUGUCAAAGACAGAAACAAUGAAAUCGAUGGUCUGCGAAAGAAAGUAGUUUUCAUCGGGGAUGAUACAUGGGUAUCGUUGUUUCCCAAUCAUUUCUACUCACAGUAUCCAUUCCCAUCGUUCAACGUCAAGGAUUUGCACACCGUUGACAAUGGUGUAAUCGAUAAUCUCUUACCGACCAUCACAAGAAUGCAAACCGAUAAAGAUGGUUCAGAUUCAUGGCAUAUUGCAAUCGGUCAUCUCCUGGGUGUCGAUCAUGUCGGUCAUCUUCACGGACCAUAUCAUCCUGAAAUGAUAAAGAAAUUAACUCAAAUGGAUGAAUUUCUAUUAUCUGUAUAUAAUGAUACAUUGUUUGUUUUGUUGGGUGAUCAUGGUAUGACACCGGAUGGAAAUCAUGGUGGAUCUUCACCGGAGGAAAUGGAAGCUGCGCUUUUCAUGUACUCACCAGGACAUCCAAUAAACUCUGAUCUACCGGCGCAAUUUCGGUUUGGAGAUCAACAUGGUGUCAAAAAUGUUAGUCAAAUCGAUUUGGUUUCAACACUUUCACUGUUGUUGGGUGUCCCCAUACCCUACGGUAAUCUGGGUGCUGUCAUUCCAGAGUUGUUCUUGGGUGUCGAUGAUCAUCAGCAAUCGAGUAGCACCGUGCAUCCGGGAUGGUAUCGUUUGAUCGAUGCACAACGAAUCAAUGCAUGGCAAAUCAAACGAUACCUAGAGAGCUACUCACAGGUCAGUAAGGAAUUUCCUGUUUCCAUCCUGAAGCACUACAAUCAAUUGAUGGAUCGUGCAGAACAAGAUUAUUCUCAACUGAAAGCUGAUGAUACCUCUAAUUUCUAUGAGGUUUACCGUCAGUAUCGCCAGUUCCAAGAGGAAGUAGUCGUGCUGUGCAGAGAAAUAUGGGCAACUUUCGACACAUUUGCUAUGAUGGCUGGAUUGUCUAUCAUGUCGGUUGCGCUUGUAACCAUACUGGUGUUUAUCUAUGUCCUGGCACUCUCUAAUUCCACCGAUAGCUAUCCAAUGUUUCCAGCCGGUCGUAUAUUUAUCUAUUCCAUGGUCGGUGCAAUCCUGUCGAUUCCAAGCUAUCUGGUGUUGCACCUCUCGCUCGUGCAAGAACAUUCCUUUGUCAUUACAUUGAUAACCAGUACAGCGAUUGUAUCAAUGAUUGGAAUGAUAUCAUCGUUAACAUCAAACACCAACGUUGCUUCACUCAAUCCACUGAAGUACAUCGAUUUGAAUACCGUCAGAUCGAUAGUAUCACAGCUACCAUUUAGCAUCAUGUUUUUACUACCACUCCUCUCGAUUAUCUUACAUGGAGUAUCACAAAGUUCCAAUAGUUUCAUAGAGUCACAACAGAAUGUCGGUGUUGACGCCGUGGGCAGUCUAUACUCUUACUAUAGUUGGCAUCUUGAAAUCACUGCUAAGCAACAACAGCGCCACUCUCGAUGCAACCAAGUUGAUAUUCUUCAAGCUCAUAGAAAUAGUGAUGCCGUUGUUUGGUGUGUUGGCGCUGUUGUUGGGACCGUCGGUGCUUCCCUCGUUGACAUGGAUAGUGAUACACACGUCGCUCAUCACCCGAUUGAUGGGAGAACUGAUGCAACAUCGACCGUCGACACCCUACAAAAUCGCACUGGACACGAGUAUCAGUUCAACAAGAUUCAAUUCGAUGCUGCGACCAUCGGUUUUGAAGAACAUGUAAUGUGGCGUGACGGUCUCCUAGUGAUUCUCAAUACUUUUGCAUCGCCUAUUUUCUUUGCGCUAUUCCUACCGAUCUAUAUUAUCUACUCUUUACAUCUUGUACAUCAACCAAUCGUUGCCAAAGUAUCACCACCUGCAUCACCUAUAGAUAGUUUUAGUGUAUUAAAUCAUAAUGAAAACAAUACUAAUAAUACAACAACAACAACUACAUCAUCAACAACUAAAAACAACUUCAAACCAGACAACUCUAGUAACAAAUCACUACGAUCUAUAUUAAUCGGAUAUUUAUUAUAUUUAAUAUUCUUUUUGUUCAAUACCAUCAAUAUUUGUAUUAGUGUUUAUAUGCUUAGACGUCAUCUAAUGGUUUGGAGAGUCUUUGCACCAAAGUAUCUGUUUGAAACUGUCCAACUACUGAUAGUUAUGCUAUUUCUAGUUAUUUCGAGUUUAUUGAUAACUUGUAUUAAAUCAAAAAUAAAGAAUUAA
Molecule: messenger RNA, 2955 nt
Organism: Heterostelium album PN500
Lineage: Eukaryota; Evosea; Eumycetozoa; Acytosteliales; Acytosteliaceae
Gene: pigO
Product: GPI ethanolamine phosphate transferase 3
Exons: 4
Coding region: 1-2955 (984 amino acids)
Biological process (GO): GPI anchor biosynthetic process
Cellular component (GO): endoplasmic reticulum membrane
Molecular function (GO): mannose-ethanolamine phosphotransferase activity
Source: RefSeq, a predicted model, not a curated record